Messenger RNA from Abrus precatorius (Indian licorice), 615 nucleotides. RefSeq lists its product as uncharacterized. Gene Ontology annotation, molecular function: zinc ion binding. The coding region runs from base 1 to 615 and encodes 204 amino acids. Lineage: Eukaryota; Viridiplantae; Streptophyta; Magnoliopsida; Fabales; Fabaceae. The transcript has a single exon. The record is from RefSeq and is a predicted model, not a curated record.
AUGACGACGAAUCUCGUUGAAUGCAUUAAUUCUGUUUUAAAAGGUGCCCACAAUUUGCCUAUCACAGCACUUAUAAGAGCCACUUACUUCUGGCUGGCACAGUUAUUUGCACAUAAGGGAAGUGAGGCAUAUGCACGGAAGAAUGUUAGACAUUUGUUCUCAGAAAAUAUUACAAGUUGUCUUCAAUUAAACGAGCAUGGCUCAAGAAAGCUUCGUGUCACGCAGUUUGACAGACGCAAUGAGGCUUUUCAUGUUCAUGAUUUAUCCAACAACGAAGAAUAUCGAGUUCAUCUGAGACGAAGUUAUUGUGACUGUGGAAACUUGCAAACUGAUCGAUAUCCAUGCCACCACGUAAUUGUUGCUUCUUAUAGUCAAAAUAUUGUUUGGCAUGUUUAUGUGAAUGAAGUCUAUACCAUCAAUCAAGUAUGUAAAGUUUACAAAAAAGAAUUUGGGGUUGUAGGGAAUGAAUCAAAGUGGCACAAAUACCGAGGUCCCAAGCUCUGUCCCAACCCCGCCUUAAAGCGUACUUUGAAAGGACGUCCCAAAUCAACUCGUUUUAUUAAUGAAAUGGAUAUGAGACAAAUGAGGCGAGCACCACACUGUAGUCUAUGUUGA